Carlito syrichta (Philippine tarsier) is the source of this 1421-nucleotide messenger RNA. It is a transcript of the gene FCRLA, whose product is annotated as Fc receptor like A. Bases 226 to 1380 code for a protein of 384 amino acids. NCBI's taxonomy places the organism in Eukaryota, Metazoa, Chordata, Mammalia, Primates, Tarsiidae. The record is from RefSeq and is a predicted model, not a curated record. Gene Ontology annotation, biological process: cell surface receptor signaling pathway. The transcript has 6 exons. Gene Ontology annotation, molecular function: transmembrane signaling receptor activity.
CAAUUUCAUGCUUUGGAAGAUCUCUGAGCUCUGUGAGGGGAUUCUUGAACAAUUGAAAGUGCUAUAAUUUCAUCCACAGCCCUAUGGACGCAGGUGAUGCCAGAACUAGUUUGGCCAAGUCUGGAUGGUGGAAGGCAAUCACAAACUUGAAGAUGAAAACAGACCCCAGAUGCAAGGAGAUGAGACAGUUAGAUUUACUUCCUCUUUUCUAAUUUGAGAGGUUUCAUGUUGAAGAAAAUCAGUGUUGGGUUUGUAGGAGACAUAAACAGAAUCGCCAUGAAGCUGGGCUGUGUCCUCAUGGCCUGGGCCUUCUACCUUUUGCCUGCUAUGUUCUGGGCAGACCAGAUGCUAAUGGCUGCUGGAUGUCCUGCUGCUGCCAGUUUCAAGACUCUGCGGUGUGAAGGACCUGUCAGUACUGAGGAGAGCAGCUGCCACAGGGAAGAUGACUUGACUGGCCCAAGGGAAGCUGGUUUCCAGGUCAAGGGCUACACUUUCAGUGAACCCUUCCAUCUGAUUGUGUCCUAUGACUGGCUGAUCCUCCAAGGUCCAGCCAAACCAAUAUUCGAAGGAGACCCACUGGUUCUGCACUGCCGGGCCUGGCAAGAUUGGCCACUGACUCAGGUCACCUUCUACCGAGAUGGCUCAGCCCUGCGUCCUCCUGGGCCUAGCAGGGAAUUCUCCAUCGCUAUGGUUCAAGAGGCAGACAGCGGGCACUAUCACUGCAGUGGCAUCUUCAAGAGCCCUGGUCCUGGGAGCCCAGAAACAGCAUCUGCCAUGGCUAUCACAGUUCAAGAACUGUUUCCAGUCCCGGUUCUCAGAGCUGCACCUUCAGCUGAGCCCCAAGAGGGAAACCCAGUGACCCUGAGCUGUCAGACAAAGCUGCCUCUGCAGAGGUUAGCCACCCGCCUCCUCUUUACCUUCUACAAGGAUGGACAGACAGUGCGAAGCAGGAGUCUAUCCUCAGAAUUCCAGGUUCUCACAGCUUCAGAGGAACACUCUGGGUCAUACUGGUGUGAAGCAGCCACUGAGGACAACCAAGUUUGGAAACAGAGCCCCCAGCUGGAGAUCAGGGUGCAGGGUCCCUUCAGCUCUACUGCGUCUCCUACCUUGAAUCCAGCUCCUCAGAAAUCAGCUGCUCCAGGAACUACUUCCACGAAUCCCCCUAAGCCUUUGCCUCCACUGUCCACCCCUUCUUCUGAGGAUCCAGGCUUCUCUUCUCCUCUGGGGGUGACAGACCUCCAUUUGCAUUACCAGAUGGGCAUUCUUCUGAAACACAUGCAGGAUGUGAGAGUUCUCCUUGGUCACCUGGUCAUGGAGCUCAGGGAAUUGUCUGGCCGUGGGAAGCCUGGGUCCACAAAGGCUCCUGCCCAACAGAAGUAAACAACUCACCUAUGAUAUUGCUCAACCACCCCAAUGAAUCC